CUCUACCAGGGCCCAGCUCCCCACAGGCGCCCUAUAAUUGGGGCGGCUCGACCCGCCUGGGGCUUAGUGCAAGCCGCCCUCCCGCGGGAGGGGGCGUGGGCAGGGCGGGGCCGGAACGGCUUUUUCCCGGGCCGCGCCCCGGGCGGGCACAGUUACCCGCAGCACCGACCAUGGCCGCGGCCGCGGCCGCGCUGGGAAAGAUUUGGGCCCGAAAACUCCUCCCUGUCUCUUGGCUUCUGUGUGGCCCCAGAAGAUAUGCCUCAUCCAACUUCAAGGCUGCAGACCUGCAGCUGGAAAUGACGCAGGAGCCUCAUCAGAAGCCUGACCCCAGCAAGCCCCUGGUGUUUGGGAAGACAUUCACGGACCACAUGCUGAUGGUGGAAUGGAAGGAGGAGGAGGGCUGGGGCCAGCCCCGUAUCCAGCCCUUCCAGAACCUCACGCUGCACCCCGCCUGCUCCGGCCUCCACUACUCGAUGCAGCUCUUUGAGGGCAUGAAGGCGUUCAAAGGCAGCGACCAGCGCGUGCGCCUCUUCCGACCCUGGCUCAACAUGGACAGGAUGCUGCGCUCGGCCGUGCGCCUCUGCCUGCCGAGUUUUGACAAGGUCGAGUUGCUCGAGUGUAUCCGCCGGCUGGUGGAAGUGGACAAGGACUGGGUCCCCGGGGGCAACAACAGCAGCCUCUACGUCCGGCCUGUGCUCAUCGGGAACGAGCCCUCGCUAGGCGUCUCCCGUUCCUCGCAAGCGCUCCUGUUUGUCAUUCUGUGCCCCGUGGGCGCAUACUUCCCCGGAGACGCCGUGGACCCUGUCUCCCUCCUGGCCGACCCAGCCUUCAUCAGGGCCUGGAUAGGUGGGGUCGGUGACUUCAAGCUGGGGGGGAACUACGGGCCCACCGUGUUGGUGCAGCAGGAGGCGAAAAAGAGGGGCUGUGAGCAGGUGCUCUGGCUGUAUGGGCCCGACCACCAGCUCACCGAGGUGGGCACCAUGAACAUCUUCAUCUACUGGACCCACGAGGAUGGGGUGCUGGAACUGGUGACCCCCUCGCUGGACGGUAUCAUCCUGCCUGGAGUGGUCAGACAGAGUCUGCUGGACCUGGCUAGGACCUGGGGUGAGUUCCGGGUCGCAGAGCGCAAGGUCACCAUGAAGGAGCUGUUGCGGGCGCUGGAGGAGGGCCGCGUUCGGGAAGUCUUCGGCUCGGGCACCGCUUGCCAGGUCUGCCCUGUGCACCAGAUCCUGUACCAAGGCAAGCACUUGCACAUUCCCACCAUGGAAAACGGGCCUGAGCUUAUCCUCCGCUUCCUGAAGGAGCUGAAGGCGAUCCAGGGGCCUGUGGGACUUUGGGCCAGAAGCCCCCGAGCAGAGCCUCUGGAGCCCCCGGCUUUCCCUUUGGCCUGAGAAAUCUUCCACAAGCCCCCGGAUCCUGGUCCCCGUGUGUCGCCCAGGAAUAUCUCGUCUCAUAAGCCCUGGAGGUGUUUCCACUCAUCUCGGCCGAGUUAUCUUUCCUAAGAACCUCUGGACUCCUUUCCCGGCACUCGACCUAGAACCACUUUUCCUUUGAGCUUCCCUAAAGUCCUGUACGCGGGGACCUAGAACACCUCGUCUCGUCACAUUCCGAGACUUCUCAGCUGCAAACGAUCCUGCUCCCCCCAAAACCUUCCAGGCCUUCCAGUGACUCUGCAGAACUCCUUCUCCCUUAAGCCUCUGCGCCCACUUAAUGGUUCCCCUUCCCUACGGUUGUCGGCCGGCUUCCGGGAAGUGGACUACAUUUCCCAUGAGCUCCUGGGGCGCAAAUCCGCAGCCGUUUAGCCCGGGACGCCCCCAGGCUUGCUGGGAGUUGC
Messenger RNA from Ailuropoda melanoleuca (giant panda), 1834 nucleotides. RefSeq names its product branched chain amino acid transaminase 2 (gene BCAT2). Gene Ontology annotation, biological process: L-valine biosynthetic process; L-leucine biosynthetic process. Bases 171 to 1391 code for a protein of 406 amino acids. The transcript has 11 exons. NCBI's taxonomy places the organism in Eukaryota, Metazoa, Chordata, Mammalia, Carnivora, Ursidae. Gene Ontology annotation, molecular function: branched-chain-amino-acid:2-oxoglutarate transaminase activity. The record is from RefSeq and is a predicted model, not a curated record. Gene Ontology annotation, cellular component: mitochondrion.